ACACACAUGACAUUGCACAUUCCAAAUCCACGGAUUACUGUUGCAAACAUCGACAGUCUGUCUUUGUCAGUCGCAGCACAUCUCACCAUAAAUAAAGAGAGUUUUUGCCUUUUUGGCUAGUUAUAAAUUUCUAAGUAAACAGUCAUAGGAAAAGAUGUCGAUAUCCAUAAUACCGCCCGAAGUUGUUAGUAGACUCAAGGAUGCCACGGUUCUCAUUUUAUGGGGCCCAGGUAGCUCCCCAGAAGACGUGCAAAAAUUUUCUCAAGAACUUUCCAGUCAACAGUGUAAUCGUGUAGUUGUGGAACAUUUUGAACGGCUUGUUGUGUCUGGUCACCCGAAAUCUACCUUUAGUGUGGUUCUUUCCAAUUUAUUUGAACCACAUGCUACAUCACACUCAUUUGAUCUCCUAUCUGAAGUCAUUAGAAUUAUGAAACCAAGUGGGAUUGUCUGCGGAAAAGAGCUGACUGACCUUAAAAUUUCAGCAAAUCUCAAACUUGCUGGAUUUUGCAACAUAACUGUUGAUUCUUCAAACAGUAUCUUCUCUGCACAAACACCAAAUUUUGAAGUGGGAUCAUCAUCCAAACUUUCAUUUGCUAAACCUUCUGUAUGGACACUUUCAGAUGCCCUCGUAGAUGACCAAGUUGAGCUAAUCAAUGAAGAUGAUUUGCUGGAUGAGUCAGAUUUGAUAAAACCUGAUGCUGAAUCCUUGAGAGUGUGUGGAACAACUGGGAAGCGCAAGGCUUGCAAGGAUUGCUCAUGUGGACUAGCUGAAGAGCUAGGAGCAGGUCAGGCAGUAAAGACAACAACAACUUCUGCAACCUCAUCAUGUGGCAGUUGCUAUCUUGGAGAUGCCUUCCGUUGCGCAAGUUGUCCAUACCUUGGGAUGCCGGCUUUUAAACCAGGAGAAAAAAUCCAACUCUCAGAAAGGCAAUUAAACCCUGAUUUGUAAAGAAAAUGAGUAACUAAUUACAUGGUUGCUCAAGUCGGUAAAUGCACUAAAUAUGUAUCUGUUGGUCCCAAAGUAAUCAAAAAUAAAACCAGCUUUUGUCAUGUUUGGCCUAACUAUUUGUAGGCGUCGUAACCAAGUGAUAUAGUGUUGUCAUACAAAACUCUAAAUCUAGUUGGCAGUAAGUAGAAAUGAAUUAAGCUUGAGGCCAAACUGUGCAUUCGGCAGCCUUCAUUCUUUAUAUUUGAUUUCUUUGAAUACUUCUUCAGUGCUAUGAAAUGCAGGUGAUUUUUAAAUAUACACUUUUUCAUCAA
Molecule: messenger RNA, 1260 nt
Organism: Daphnia pulex (common water flea)
Lineage: Eukaryota; Metazoa; Arthropoda; Branchiopoda; Diplostraca; Daphniidae
Gene: CIAPIN1
Product: anamorsin homolog
Exons: 4
Coding region: 155-949 (264 amino acids)
Biological process (GO): iron-sulfur cluster assembly
Cellular component (GO): cytoplasm
Molecular function (GO): iron-sulfur cluster binding
Source: RefSeq, a predicted model, not a curated record